UUCUUCUCCUCCUCGAGCAGCAGCAGCAGCAGCCGUCACAGUGUGAGGGAGAACUCCGCUCCAUCCGAUACUGAACACUACCCUAAAGGGGACUCUGAACCAAGAGGUUUCUUAGAAGUUCGUUUGGUUGGAAAAGCUGGAGAUAAUAAAGAGGAGUGAGGUGACUUGUGGGACCCAAGAAAGCUUCAUCAUGUCUGCAGUGAAGGAGCGUAAGCCCAAGAAGCCCCAUUACAUUCCCAGACCACCAGGAAAGCCCUUCAAGUACAAGUGCUUCCAGUGUCCAUUCACCUGCAAUGAGAAGUCUCAUCUCUUCAACCACAUGAAGUACGGGCUCUGCAAAAACUCCAUCACCCUGGUCACAGAGCAAGACCGGGCGGUCAAGAGCCCAAAGACCAACGCUAUGGAGGUCAAACAGCCGUCCCCCGAGGGGUUUGUGAAGCCCACGCCUAUUGUGGCCAAUGGACAGCUGGAUCCCAAAGCCCAUCACGACAUCACAAGAGAUGAACUCAGAGACAGUGCAGAUUUUAAAACCCAGGAGACCCACGCUCAGGUGGAAAAGCCAGUCAACCAAAGAGAUGUGACUGUACCCUCACCAUCCGGGCACAGCCCUAUUCCCAAGCCGAUGGCUAUUGAGGGGGUUGUGAGGCCCUCAGCCUUUAUGCCAGUUGGAGAUCACAGGUAUGGUACAGAAAGAAGCCACCUACCAGAAAUCAUGCCCUCAGCAGUCAAAGGAGUCCAUAGUGAGGGGUCUGCUUUCCAAAGACUAACCACGCCAUGGAAAAUAGGAGAACUGGUUCCUCCCGAGCUUGGCCCAAAGCCAACAAUCCCACAUUACAUCCGUCCUAUGAUAUCAGACUAUAAAUACUAUGAGACUGGGCCACCUGUCUUCCCAUACAUGUAUGAUACCUCAAUGCUAUCAGUAUACGGCCCUCAAGAUCACAGACUCUAUCGUCCUCAUCCCAUUCAAUCUUCUGGACUCUCCAUGCCGAAACCACUAAACCCAUCUGUUGACUUUAGACUGCUACACCCAUUCCAGCAGAGCCCGGCCAUGCCGUACAGCUUCUACAGAUCACCCGAAACUUCCUAUCUACCUUAUGGUCUCAAGCUAUCUCAUGGAUUGACCAAAGCUCCCACAGUACCAACCAUGGACAAUUCCCCUUUCCUCUACCCAACCUCCAGCCCACCUCUUUUCUACCCCUUAGACCAUGCUCAAAAGCAAGUGGACUGUCAGAAGGAGGCUCUUCUGGACCAAGAAAAGCAUAAACAUGAAGAAGAGAGCCUGAAGAUGAGUCCACGGGCUGCCAGCGCUGCCACCGGCUCACCCGGCAGACCGAGUCCGACCAACUUCACUCAGAACAGUCAAGGCUUUGAAGGAAUCUUUGACCUAUCCAGCAAAUCUACCUCUACCAUAGGAAAGUGGGACGGUGAGGGGCCAAACCUUACAGCUUUCAAGCCAGUGAGGAAAAGCACAGAAUCCCAACCAUCUCUAAGCAGAGGACAUUCUCCAUGCUCUGGGAAUGAAGAUGACUUGUCCACCAGUGACCGUGAAGCAUCGACAAGCAGCGAUGAUGAGGAAACAUUUGUGCCACUUAACCUUUCCACCAAAGUCGAGUUGGAGCAAGAUGUCCCACUCAACCUCUCCGUCAAAGACUCCGGUAGGACGAACAACACGGAGGGGUCUCCACACUCCAGAUCACAUUCUCCGAGCAACGACAGCAUUAACAUGGCGGAUGUAAAGGCACUGAUGGAGAACUGCGAUGAGCAAAAACAGUCAGCGGCUGUAGCCCUUUGCCAGCUGGCGUCGUACAGCCCCGUGCCAGCCGCCCGGGCGGUAGAGGAGGAAAAUCUGGAGAGGCAGAGCGCUAAACCAGAGCAAUCUGCUGUGAACACUCCAGAAGAAGAAGAAGAAAGCAUCAGCAAACCGAGAGGUCAGAAAAGGGAGAACACCAAAGAUGCGGCAAAAACACCAGCAAAGAAAGCAAAAACAUCUGAACCCAACAGAGUCUUCACCCUGAGGAAGAGGCACCGGAUGUCUUAGAAGAUGUCUGAUCACCUCAGAGACUAUAGAACUCCACACAGCUGCUUUAUAUGGACCCUUGGACUUGGCACGGUCUGAAGCCUUCCCGGUCUAUAGACUUAUUGAUGAGGCUAAUAUUUAGCUGAUCAGUGUAACCUCCCUCAGACCCCGCUGCUUCUCCCCACCCCCGCGCAGGAUACGGGUCGGGACUGGACUCUAUUUAUAUUGGUAAUAUUUAUUUUUGUAUAAAGUUAUUCAGGCGCUACUGCAGGGUGAGGGGCUAAGUUCCGCCGUAGGCGCUGUACAGACACGCUCUUUAUAUUAUAAAGUUUUCAUGUUUUUAUGUAUAGACGCCCUUUGUCCAGCUUUUAACAAAA
Messenger RNA from Hyla sarda, 2394 nucleotides. It is a transcript of the gene ZNF750, whose product is annotated as zinc finger protein 750. Gene Ontology annotation, biological process: epidermis development; positive regulation of transcription by RNA polymerase II. The coding region runs from base 191 to 2038 and encodes 615 amino acids. Gene Ontology annotation, molecular function: DNA-binding transcription activator activity, RNA polymerase II-specific; promoter-specific chromatin binding; RNA polymerase II cis-regulatory region sequence-specific DNA binding. Lineage: Eukaryota; Metazoa; Chordata; Amphibia; Anura; Hylidae. The transcript is spliced from 3 exons. Gene Ontology annotation, cellular component: nucleus. The record is from RefSeq and is a predicted model, not a curated record.